Meriones unguiculatus (Mongolian gerbil) is the source of this 6266-nucleotide messenger RNA. It is a transcript of the gene Ube4b, whose product is annotated as ubiquitination factor E4B. Gene Ontology annotation, molecular function: ubiquitin-ubiquitin ligase activity. The transcript has 28 exons. Gene Ontology annotation, cellular component: ubiquitin ligase complex; nucleus; cytoplasm. The coding region runs from base 714 to 5027 and encodes 1437 amino acids. The record is from RefSeq and is a predicted model, not a curated record. Lineage: Eukaryota; Metazoa; Chordata; Mammalia; Rodentia; Muridae. Gene Ontology annotation, biological process: protein polyubiquitination.
ACGUGAUCCCUUUCAAAGAUGGCCGCCCUGUUGUUUUGAUGAAUAAUACUUGGUGGGGCGAGGGGGUAAGGGUAGGGUUGGAGGGGUAGGAGGAUUUACGCUUACAGCGAGAGCUUCGCCAGUCCCAUCCCUCCCCUCCCCCCUGCUAGGGUUCCUGCGUGGAGGCGGGGCGAGCCGGCCUGCUUUUAGAGGGGAGGGGCUUCCCGGUGCGGCGCUGGGCUCUCCCUGGGCUGCCGUAGGGUCGCCGCGCCUCGGGGCAUCCAGUGUGCAGCCGAGCUGUUCCCGCCAGGGCCAGGGGUGGGACCCGGAGCGGGGUCUGCGGGAGAAAAACGCAGCUGCCGCGUCACCGCCGCGAAGACACGGCGCGCAGCGGGCACGAGCCGAGCUGGAGACCGCGCCGCCCGCCCUGGGUAACCUGGGAAGCUGAGGGGAGUCAGUGGCGCCCGGAGAGGACCCGGUAGCAGCGGCUGCGGCCAGAGGAGGCAGCUCGGGACGCUUGCAUCUGGAGGAGGCUGGGGCGAUCCGAGCGACCGAAGCCAAGGCGAUUCAGUGCCUCGUGUUCUUAGUUUUUAACCUCUGACUAUGCAAUUCUGAAACCUCCCCCCUUGGGGGACCAGGUAGCCCGGUAGAUACCUUCCACUCUCCUUUGCUCCCUCCCUGGUCUCAAGAACCGAAGGAUCUCUCUGACGCCUUUCACCAUUAAGAGGAAGGAGAUGGAGGAGCUGAGCGCUGAUGAGAUUCGACGGAGGCGCCUGGCGCGACUUGCUGGUGGACAGACCUCCCAGCCGACCACCCCGCUUACGUCUCCCCAGAGGGAGAACCCUCCGGGACCUCCAAUAGCUGCGUCAGCCCCAGGCCCCUCCCAGAGCCUUGGCCUCAAUGUCCACAGCAUGACCCCAGCUACCUCCCCCAUAGGCGCAGCAGGAGUUGCCCAUCGGAGCCAGAGCAGUGAAGGAGUCAGUUCUCUUAGCAGUUCGCCGUCCAACAGCCUUGAGACACAAUCUCAGUCCCUCUCCCGUUCCCAGAGCAUGGAUAUUGACGGUGUCUCUUGUGAGAAAAGCAUGUCCCAGGUGGAUGUGGAUUCAGGAAUCGAAAAUAUGGAAGUGGAUGAGAAUGACCGAAGAGAAAAACGGAGCCUGAGUGACAAGGAGCCGCCUUCAGGUCCUGAGGUGUCUGAAGAGCAGGCCUUACAGCUGGUCUGUAAGAUCUUCCGCGUCUCUUGGAAGGACCGGGACAGAGAUGUCAUCUUCCUUUCUUCUCUUUCUGCGCAGUUUAAACAGAACCCAAAAGAAGUGUUCUCUGAUUUUAAGGAUCUGAUUGGCCAGAUUUUAAUGGAAGUGCUGAUGAUGUCCACUCAGACCCGAGAUGAAAACCCAUUUGCCAGUCUGACAGCCACGUCCCAGCCUAUUGCCACAGCAGCUCGGUCGCCAGACAGGAGUCUGGCGCUGAACACUGGCUCCACUUCGGGAACAAGCCCCAUGUUCUGCAGCUUGGGCUCCUUUGGCGCCGGCUCCUUGUCUAGCCUCUAUGAAACUAGCCCUGCCCCCUCUGCCAGUUCGUGGAGUUUUGUGCCAGUGCUGAGUCCAUCCUUUGCCUCAGCUUCCCAUGCAGCCCCUCAGGCCCGUGCACCUUCCCCAUCCCUCAGCCCUCACAGUGCAGCCCCCCAGACGCCUGCACCUUCCCCAUCCCUCAGCCCUCACAGUGCAGCCCCCCAGACGCCUGCACCUUCCCCAUCCCUCAGCCCUCACAGUGCAGCCCCCCAGACGCCUGCACCUUCCCCAUCCCUCAGCCCUCACAGUGCAGCCCCCCAGACUCCUGUGCCUUCCCCAUCCCUCAGCCCUCACAGUGCAGCCCCCCAGACCCUUGUGCCUUCCCCAUCCUCCCUCAGCCCUCACAGUGCAGCCCCACAGGCGCCUAGGCCUUCCCCAUCCUCCCUCAGCCCUCACACCACAGCCCCCCAGGCGCCUAGGCCUUCCCCAUCCCUCAGCCCUCACUUCGCAGCCCUCCAGGCGCCUGCACCUUCCCCAUCCCUCAGCCCUCAGAGUGCAGCUUCUGGAGCUGCUGUCGGAAGCCAGCCACCAUCCCCAAGGUAUCGUCCCUACACUGUCAUGCACCCGUGGGGCUCUUCACCUUGCCCCACCCCACAGUCCUCCAUUCUGGCUAACUCCCCAGGCUUCCCUGCCCGCCCAAGUAGUCCCCGGGCAGUGCCUGGCAGCUCCUACAGACAGAGGCCCCGCAGCAGGGGCCCAGCCUUCCCUCCCGCCUCGCCCAGUGCUGCCAGCAGACGUCCCUUCUCCCUGCGGAUCUCUCCUAGUUUGGGAGCCUCUGGUGGAGCAAGUAACUGGGAUUCGUACAGUGACCACUUCACCAUUGAAACCUGCAAGGAGACAGACAUGCUGAACUACCUCAUUGAGUGUUUUGACAGAGUUGGAAUAGAGGAAAAAAAAGCACCAAAGAUGUGCAGCCAGCCAGCAGUCAGCCAGCUUCUGAGCAACAUCCGCUCACAGUGCAUUUCCCACACCGCACUAGUGCUGCAAGGUUCCCUCACACAGCCCAGGUCCUUGCAGCAGCCAUCCUUCCUUGUGCCGUACAUGCUCUGCAGGAAUCUCCCGUACGGCUUCAUCCAAGAGCUGGUGAGGACCACGCACCAGGAUGAAGAGGUGUUCAAGCAGAUCUUUAUCCCCAUUUUACAAGGCCUGGCUCUUGCUGCCAAAGAGUGUUCCCUCGAUAGCGACUACUUUAAAUACCCCCUCAUGGCACUGGGUGAACUCUGUGAAACCAAGUUUGGGAAGACACACCCUAUGUGCAAUUUGGUCGCCUCGCUACCCCUGUGGUUGCCGAAGUCCUUAAGCCCCGGUUCCGGGCGGGAGCUGCAGAGACUCUCCUACUUAGGGGCCUUCUUUAGCUUCUCAGUCUUCGCAGAGGACGAUGCAAAGGUGGUUGAGAAAUACUUCUCAGGGCCUGCCAUUACCCUAGAGAACACGCGCGUGGUCAGCCAGUCGCUGCAGCACUACCUGGAGCUGGGACGGCAAGAGCUUUUCAAGAUUUUGCAUAGUAUUUUGUUAAACGGCGAAACACGAGAGGCGGCGCUCAGUUACAUGGCGGCCGUCGUCAAUGCCAACAUGAAGAAAGCCCAGAUGCAGGCGGAUGAUCGGUUGGUGUCUACAGAUGGGUUUAUGCUGAAUCUCCUUUGGGUCCUGCAGCAGCUAAGUACGAAAAUCAAGUUAGAAACAGUCGACCCCACUUACAUAUUCCACCCACGAUGUCGGAUCACUCUCCCGAAUGACGAGACGCGAAUAAAUGCAACGAUGGAGGAUGUGAAUGAGUGGCUGGCUGAGCUCUAUGGAGACCAGCCUCCAUUUUCUGAGCCAAAAUUCCCUACGGAAUGUUUCUUUCUCACCCUGCACGCCCACCACCUCUCUGUUCUGCCUUGUUGUCGUCGCUACAUCCGCAGACUCCGAGCCAUCCGAGAGCUCAACAGAACCGUAGAAGAUUUGAAAAAUAAUGAAAGCCAGUGGAAAGAUUCCCCACUGGCCACCAGACACCGAGAAAUGCUGAAGCGCUGUAAAACACAGCUUAAGAAACUGGUACGGUGCAAGGCCUGUGCUGACGCUGGCUUACUUGACGAGAGCUUCCUGAGAAGAUGUCUGAAUUUUUAUGGCCUUCUCAUUCAGCUGAUGCUGCGCAUCCUGGACCCUGCAUAUCCCGACGUAACACUGCCUUUACAUUCAGAUGUCCCCAAGGUGUUUGCAGCCUUGCCUGAGUUUUAUGUAGAAGACGUCGCUGAAUUUUUAUUUUUUAUUGUACAAUACUCUCCUCAGGUGCUUUAUGAGCCCUGCACUCAGGACAUCGUGAUGUUCCUCGUGGUGAUGCUGUGCAAUCAGAACUACAUCCGGAACCCUUACCUAGUGGCCAAACUGGUGGAGGUCAUGUUCAUGACCAACCCCUCGGUCCAGCCGCGAACUCAGAAGUUUUUUGAGAUGAUUGAGAACCACCCUCUCUCUACCAAAUUGCUGGUACCUUCCCUCAUGAAGUUCUAUACAGAUGUCGAGCAUACUGGAGCCACCAGCGAGUUCUAUGACAAGUUCACAAUUCGCUAUCACAUAAGCACUAUUUUUAAAAGCCUUUGGCAAAAUAUAGCUCACCACGGCACCUUCAUGGAGGAGUUCAAUUCUGGAAAGCAGUUCGUUCGCUAUAUCAAUAUGCUGAUAAAUGACACGACCUUUUUACUGGAUGAAAGUCUGGAGUCACUGAAGCGGAUCCAUGAAGUGCAAGAAGAGAUGAAGAACAAAGAGCAGUGGGACCAGUUGCCUCGGGAUCAGCAGCAGGCCCGGCAGUCUCAGCUUGCUCAGGACGAGCGGGUUUCACGUUCCUAUCUUGCCCUGGCAACCGAAACCGUGGACAUGUUCCAUCUCCUCACCAAGCAAGUCCAGAAGCCGUUCCUCAGGCCAGAACUUGGUCCCCGGUUGGCAGCCAUGCUGAACUUUAACCUACAGCAGCUGUGUGGACCCAAGUGCCGGGACCUAAAAGUUGAAAACCCAGAGAAGUAUGGUUUUGAGCCAAAGAAGCUGUUGGACCAGCUGACCGAUAUUUACUUACAGCUGGACUGUGCCCGCUUUGCUAAAGCCAUCGCUGAUGACCAGAGAUCCUACAGCAAGGAACUAUUUGAAGAAGUCAUUUCAAAGAUGCGGAAAGCAGGAAUCAAAUCCACCAUUGCAAUAGAGAAGUUUAAGCUUCUUGCUGAGAAAGUGGAGGAGAUAGUGGCCAAGAAUGCACGGGCUGAAAUUGACUACAGCGACGCCCCGGAUGAGUUUAGAGACCCUCUGAUGGACACCCUAAUGAUUGACCCCGUGAGACUCCCCUCUGGCACCAUCAUGGACCGCUCUAUCAUCCUGCGACAUCUGCUGAACUCCCCCACCGACCCCUUCAACCGCCAAACACUGACUGAGAGCAUGCUGGAACCAGUGCCAGAGCUGAAGGAGCAGAUUCAAGCAUGGAUGAGAGGGAAGCAGAGCAGUGACCACUAAGCAUCCUGUCGCCCUUCUCUGCUGGAAGCCGCCACACCAGCCAGCCAGGCCGAAGCAGCACCCACCUCGGAGUGCUGCUCCAACCUGCAACCAGCUGUGGCCAGAAUGAACGCCCACCCCAAGUGACCAAACAGAGAUCUGAGGGACAUGAUGAGAAGAGGAGCCCAAUUCCUGUACAUAUAUUUAAGUGACAAACAGUCAAACGCCUGAGGGACGAGUCUCACGGUUGCUGUGUAGUAAAGUGCGUCCUCCGCCUGUCACACCCGGGGCUGUGGCAACGGAAGUCGUUAGUGAUGGCGAGUGGGUGUGGGCAGCAUCCCCUGAGCUUUCGUUUUGUUUUGUUUUUUCGAUGUGACUAGAGAACUCGGACAUUUUGCUGCUAAAGAAUCUCCCCCUUCCUCACCCUACUUGCACUGCUGUGGGUUUUUUAAAGAGAAACAAAACCAGACUCCUUUCCCAGCCCUCCAAACAUGUAUUCUGUGAGAUAACUGUGCCUGCGACAAAGUGUUAAUCUUGGGAUCGUAUUUUUAUAUCAUAUUCACAUACCUGUUUUUUUAAUUGGUGUUAGAUGACAUGAUUAAUAAAAAAGGCAAGAUAUUUUCAGAAUUUGAAUUUCAGUUUUUUUUUUCUUUUGAAAUAGCCCUUUUCAAUUUUUUUAUUAUAAAAAAAAAUGAAGAGAACCCUGUUGGCCUGGUCCUUCCACCAACCCUCAGUUAAGAUUCUGAGGAACAGGUGCAGCAGCAGAACGGCUGAAGUGGAUCAGGACUCAAGUGACUUGUGGGCUUUGGGGGAGGUGAGGGUUGUAUUUUGUUUUUUGUUGUUUUUUAAUCCUAUGUGACAAUUUCAAACCUAUACCAUUAUUGUCUGAGGAUAGAUACAUUCCUCAGUCAGAGUUCAUUUGUAUGCUGUGUCCUUUUGGGGUUUGGCCUUACCAAAGCAAAAAAAAAAAAAAAGGGUGCAAGAAAUGUGGAAAUCUGCCUGCCUGUUUCCACGCCCGGACAAAUGCCACUGCACAGGCGCUCACAAGCAGAAGCCCGUGGUGUUACCGCUCCCUACACAACAUACUUGAAUUCUUGAAGUUCCUUUGGGGUGAAAAAGGAUUUGAAACCAUAAAGUGUUUUAAAGAAAUCUUCGGAGACAUACUUUCUUUUCUCUCCUCCUUUCUCCUCUUCUCCACAGACAAUGUGCUCUGUUCAGUUCCCAAAACAAACUACAAUAAACGGUGAUGCCCAUCCGGAA